GGUGACGCACGCCACGGCCGUUUGGAGCCUGAGACUCAAACAUGGCAGCGCCACCUUCUCCAGGAAGGACAGCCGACCAGGCAGACCAGGUAUGCACCUUCCUCUUCAAAAAGCCUGGACGGAAAGGGGCUGCAGGCCUCAGAAAGCGCCCGGCCUGCGACCCCGAGCACGGAGAGAGCAGCAGCAGCGGGGACGAGGGCGACGCAGUGGCUCGGCCCCCGCGGGUGGAACCGAGGCCCCGGGGCCUCCACAGCUGGCAGAAGGCGGCUCACGGCGACAGGAGGUGCGAGGAGGCGGCGCCUGAGAGCCUCGGCGUAGUGUACAGGUCCACCCGCUCGGCGAAGCCUGUGGGGCCAGAGGACAUGGGGGCCACCGCUGACUUCAAGCAGGACACCGAGAAAGAGCAUCAUACGCAGACCAUCUUCAAGCGCAGCCAGCGGGUCCAGGAGGCAUUGCGGGGCCGGGAGCACGACCACAUCUACCGGGGAAUCCACAGCUACCCGAGGUACCUGACGCCCAAGGACACGUCCAUGGGCAACUCCUCCUCGGGAAUGGCGAGGAGCGGCCCCAUACGUGCGCCAGGGCACCUGCGCGCCACUGUGCGCUGGGAUUACCAGCCUGACAUCUGCAAGGACUACAAGGAGACUGGCUUCUGUGGCUUCGGGGACAGCUGCAAAUUCCUCCACGACCGUUCCGAUUACAAGCACGGGUGGGAGAUUGAACGGGAGCUUGAAGAGGGUCGCUACGGUAUCUGCGAGGACGAAAACCAUGAAGUGGGAAGCGAGGAAGAGGAAAUACCACUGAGGUGUUUCAUAUGUCGCCAGGCCUUCCAAAACCCAGUCAUCACCAAGUGCAGGCAUUAUUUCUGCGAGAGCUGCGCGCUGGAGCACUUCCGGGCCACCCCGCGCUGCUACGUCUGUGACCAGCCAACCGGCGGCAUCUUCAACCCCGCCAAAGAACUGAUGGCGAAACUGCAAAAGCUUCGGGCUGCAGAAAGUGGGGGCAAUUCCCAUUUCACAGAAGACCCCGAUGAGGGUCCAAUUCCCAUGGCUUAGGUUUCCCAUAAUUCUCACAUUUAAAAAUAAAUUUUGUUGUUCUUUUAGGAAAAAAGGGAUGAGAAAGACUCAAGUCUGUUUGGACACUGGGGAGAAGCAGCCUGUUGAGUAAGAUGAGAGAGAUGACAGUCUUCCUGCAAUCCCAUGCCUGAGUAUGUAACCAAAAGAAUUGAAAUCCGGAUCUCAAAGAGGACUGAUCAACCUUCCUGGCCCAAAAUUAUGCCGGGGAAAGCAAGGAAUGGAGCUAGCUUUCCCAGCUCUCCAAGGAAUGGAGGAGCCAUCCUGUCUAGCUCCUCCAGGUGAACAGGCAGAUGCGGCCACAAACAGCAUGACGCAGACGGAAGACACAACCAUCUCUGCCUUUCUCAGAAUUUUCUUUCCUAACAGUGAAGCACGCCAUUUUUUAAAUAAAAAGAAUCAAACCACCAGACAGUCUCUUAGCCCCUACAGUCCUGGCUAAAUUACCUAUAAUCCUGAGAAAAGCAACUGUUCCCUGUCCCUGGUCCCCUGCCAAAGGCUCUGAGCCUGACCUCAGAUUCACACUUUGGGGUUUAUUUAUGUUACUUCGGAGUUACUAUUCUCAAAUGGUACCUAGAGCCUGAGUUCAAUCUUAUGGUACUCUACCUCCAAAACCAAAGCAUCCCACGGACCUGGACAACCUUGAUCUAACAACCUUGAACUUCUGAACUACAAAUAAACUCCUUGGAAUAACCAUCUCCCCAAGAA
Molecule: messenger RNA, 1781 nt
Organism: Symphalangus syndactylus (siamang)
Lineage: Eukaryota; Metazoa; Chordata; Mammalia; Primates; Hylobatidae
Gene: RNF113B
Product: ring finger protein 113B
Biological process (GO): snoRNA splicing
Cellular component (GO): U2-type spliceosomal complex
Molecular function (GO): metal ion binding
Source: RefSeq, a predicted model, not a curated record